Amoebophrya sp. A120 is the source of this 16673-nucleotide messenger RNA. NCBI's taxonomy places the organism in Eukaryota, Dinophyceae, Syndiniales, Amoebophryaceae. The record is from the annotation of a GenBank genome assembly.
AGGACCAUUUCGAACAUGAUAUGAACAACCUGGUAUAGUUAAAUGCAAUACCCGCACGUUGCCCUUUUGGAAUCGGUGGAGAACAGAAUUCGUUAUUUCUAGAUUGUAAUUUCAUCGUCCCCGCGCCGGCCGGCCGCCACCUGGGAAAAGAUAAAGAUGCGGUUGAGAAAUCCAAGAACUUUCUGGUUCUUACCGGCAAUCAUCUCGUUAACUUCACCAGGCUGUACCUGUACGAUGAAGCUGCUCACGACCACAACCUUCUUUUCCCUCGUUGCAGCAGGAGCUUCCGGUAGCACGACGGCGGAUCCGGACCAGCAGCAGCAAUUUCCGGAUGAUGAUGAGACGCUUAUUCUGGGAACACAAACCACCAUUACAACUUCCAGUACGUUUCUGCGGCGUGGGUUGAUGAAAGUAGAGGAAGCAUCUUCGGAGACAGAGGUUGGAGGGGACCCAGAACCUUCUACUGGGACGAGAAAGUACAGCCGGAGUACAAAAAAGCCCUUGUUCAAGCCAAUUGACCCCAGCAAUGUGCUGCAGUAUCACGAGCGGUUGGAACAACAACAAAAACAACAAGACAAGCUGGAACUGCGCGGAGCAGGAGCAGGUGCCACUUCGUCCGCAAAAAGCCUGUUGCAAAACAAAAGGACAAAGGUGAAAGACGAGAAUACGUCUGCAUCUCGAACAGAUGAGAGCGGGACAAGAAAUCAGGACCAGCUGGUGCAAAUAGAGAGGAAAACGAAAGUGACCAGUUUGUUGCAUAGUGGUAAGAACCCGUUGAGCAAGCUUCUUUCGAACAAGAAGAAGAAAGUGGACGAAACGACUAGCGUCCUGUUGGAACUACAGAGACCUCCUGUGACGCAACAGCAACUACAGGGUAGAACAAGAAGCGCCAUAGUCGUACCGAAAAACCAGCGGAACGGCGCUAGGAACACGGUAGUUACUACCACGAGCCGAGCUGGUGGAGAACCAGCACGACUUUCUCACCUGCAAAAACAACGAAGAUCCGCCAUUUCAACAAGAACGUCCACUAUGAACUGCAAAAGUAUCGUACUAGUAUGAAUUGCAUUACAAAUUUGCUCAGCAUGAGAAAUAAAAUUUGUAAUGCAGAUUUGCCUUAAGAAAAGGAUUUGUAAUGCACGCCUUGCAUUUAUACGAAUACGAUACUUUUGCACAGCAUAUCCACGCAAGAACUACAACAUCGCAAAAAAAUAUCAAACCACGCGGAACAUCAACAAGGAUCAUCCGCCCCGCCAACCACGGUGAAAGAGGCUCUUGAAUCCGUAGAAUUUUUCCUCGCCCCGUUAAGGGACAAGCUCGAGCAGGAAAUUUUCAAAAGCUGCACAAAACCCUACAUCGAAGAAAUAAAACGGGUCUACCAGCACGCAGUGACGCCCAUUGAAUCCCUCGCGAUUAAGAAGACGGAGGAAAAUCCAAUAGAUCCAGACGCGAGGUUGGAAUUGGAACAGAAUUUAGAAGAAUUGGAAACACGGAGAAUCUCCUACCUAUCCCCACUUUACGAUGUGGAGAGCUGUGCGCAAAACCUCCAGACUGAUCCGAACUGCCACCAGAAGAAGAAAUGCAAUGCAAAAGCAUCGUAGUAGUAUAAAUUGCAUUACAAAUUGGCCCAGCAUUACAAAUUGAAUUUGUAAUGCUGAUUUGCCUUGAGAAAGAGAUUUGUAAUGCAUAAAUGCAAUUAGUACGAGUACGAUACUUUUGCACAGGAUAGAAAAAAAUUUCCGACGAAUUUCUCAAAUCUUCCACGGCGGACGUGUCUGUGGAUUUGUUAUCCGGAAACACGGUGAUAUGGAAGCGUCAGGUUUGAAAUCGACAAAGUUGAAAUGAUUUGUCAUGCAUAAAAUGGAUACCAGUUGGAAGCCCAAUUUACAAGCGGCGGAUGACGAAUUUUCCGAGCACCGGAAUCCAGUUCCAGUUUGUCAUGCUGUUUGGGCACAGACGACUGCUUUUGUCAUGCUCCUUUAGCAGCUCUACUUCAAACCCUAAACAGGCUGACACGCGGCCUCGCUUGCCAUCCCCGCAAGACAGGCUCUUCAUGCCUUGCAUUUUAUGCAUGACAAACCAUUUCAACUUUGGCGAUUUCAAACCUGACGCUUCCAUAGGUGAGUACCCAGAACCCGGGCUCCUGGCCGGAAAACACGAUCAUCGAUUUUGGAAGAGCGGGGAGGAUAUGCAUUGCAAAAAUGUCUGGGUCUGGAAGAAUGUAGGACUUGUCAUGCUUGUCUGGCAUGACUCUUAGAUCUGUGUUGCGUAAGCAGGAACGGGGCCUACCCUAGUGCCUGUCAUGCAAAAACGCAGUUUGCCACUCGGAAAAUGAAACACAUGGCAGUGCAAAAACUUGUCAUGCUUGGCUGCAUAUUGUAGUGCGCCCACCAUUCAGAGAUUUGCGUCACAAGUUUCCAGACCCAGACAUAUUUGCAUUUGAUAGAGGACGACGGAUGAUAAUCUGGAACUGAAACGGCCGGGAAUCAAAUCCGUGCAGCAAGUGUUCUACGAUCUUGGAACUACAGAAGCAGCAGCCGGCUUGAAAAACCUACCGAACUUUUUCGAUCCUGAGAACAUAGACGACGAAAGUUUGAAGGUUAUCACAAGCUCCACCACAGUCUCAAUCGAGACGCCACUGGAAGAAGACUACGGAAAAUACACGACGUACGAAGAUUUUUACGACGAGUGUGUGAAGUCCAAAGUCGCGGAAACUUUUGUCAGUUUGGGAAAUACAAAAGAUGCGGAAAAAUCGGAGCUGUUUUUGGAAAACUUGAAGCAAAACCUCGGAUUUCUUACCUUCGGUAUGGAAAAGGACGGGUCUGUGGUCCAGUGGCCGAAUGUUGGGCAGGUGACAGACGGAGUGAAUACAGUAGGUGCUGCCCAGCCGGAUGCGAGUGCGGUAGAGAAAAUCACGCCGGAACAAGCUGUGCAAAACCUGAUAUCCUGUGCAAAAGUAUCUAUACCUGUAGCAAUCGCAAUCAUGCAUUACAAACUUCCACCCCAAGGGAAAAAAGCAUGACAAAUUUCAUUUGUCAUGCUGAACGAAUUUGUGAUGCGAUUUCUACUAGUACGAUGCUUUUGCAAUGCAUACCUGAUUGUCGGCGGCGAUUUAACCUCGGAUGACUCCCGGGAUUCCAGUUGGUACCUGAACACGGUCGUGCGGGGGCAGAAGCGAAACGUGGUCAUAUCAACUGCAAAAGUGUCUGGGUCGGGAAGGAUGCGAAAUUGUGAUGCGUGUUGCGGAUCAUACAAAAAUCUGUGUUGCAUGACUUGCAAAAGGUCCCCACUUUUCGUCAUGCCCGGAGGGUAUUUCUCAUGCAGAAUGGGCAUCAUCAAGGCGCUGCAGAACCUGUGAUGCUAGGCCCUGCGUUCCAGAUUUGGCGGAUGCUAGGCACUGCGUGACAAGUGUCGGAAUCUUCCAGACCCAGACACUUUUGCAUUUGAUAGGUCAUCGCCGUGGACAUCUCGAUGUCCAUGUGGAAUUCGGAAACGGUCACGAAAACGGGCGCAGACGGCAAGGAGUACCAAGAGUACAUUCCCAACACGCAGCGAUGGGAGAACGCGCGAUCCGCGGUGGACAAAGCGCUCGAUGGGUUAGACGGGGCCAAGUAUGACAGUGCACAACUCACCCUCGUUCUCAUUUCUCUUGCAAAACACCAAAUCCACGCUUUCCCUCCUGUCACGAUUAUGCAUGACAAGUUCUGGUAGCCCAAGAAAUAGCUGCAUCCAGUUGUACAAACUUGUCAUGCAAACCGGCACUCUUGUUGAUGCUUGUAUUGCCGUUCAUGCUAUACAAAUGAGGGGGAGGAGGAGUUGUGCACUGUCAUACCAAGGGGGAUCGGUUCAACGUGAUGGUUUGGUCGACGGAUGUGUUUUUCUCCUCUUUCGAAUUAGUUCGGGCGAUAUCAACUGCAAACAUGCCUGGGUCUGGACUGCUUGAACCUGUAUUGCGUGUUUCGGAUGCCAUGAAAAUCUGUAUUGCAUAAGCACCAAAAGCUCCACUUUUUCCUUUUCGUCAUGCAAAAUCGCAGUUUGUACUCGUAAUGCGUGCUGCGUAUGAGGAAGCGACUGAAAAUAAACUUGUCAUGCUUCACUGCACUUAAAGGCACACUCAAUCGUGACCAUUCAGCAUUACAAGUUUCCAGACCCGGACAUAUUUGCAUUGGAUAGGCGACCAAGGAAAAUAUUUUGAAAGCGAAGAUCUGGCUGAAGGAGCAGGCGGGCGCGGCGAUGCUGGAGGGAUCGGGAACACACUACCCUUUGUAAAAACGUCCCCACCCCAUAGUCAAGUUGGUAAAUCUGCAACACAAAUCUCCAAGCUUUGGGAGUUUUGCAUGACAAGUUUCCAUCUGUAGCGUCGUUCUGUUUAGCAAGGGAAGCCGCAUGAGAAAGCCAGCUUCUCAUCCCGUUUGCAGCAUUACAAAGUUCAAAAGACGACCCCUGGAUGUGCCUCUAAUACAGAUCCGCAUCACAAGUGUUGCUCUCAUUGCCGAUUUGCAUGACAACUCUGGGGUCGUGGGGACGUUUUUUCUUGGGAUACGCACCCGGAGUGGGCGCUGGCGAGCGCGCUGGCGUUGGGGACAAAAGGGAUUGUCCCGAAGCCGCUGCUAUCAAAUGCAAAAAUGUCUGGGUCUGGUUCUGGAAGAUUGCAGGAGUUUGUCAUGCAUGUUUUGGAUCACGCAACUGGUCUCUAAUGCACGCAAAAGCUUUACAGGUUUUGCGCAGGCCUCCUGAUGUCUCUCCCGCAUGAGAAAUUCCCUGUUUGCGUAGCAAGAAAUGGAAAGCUUUUGGUGCUUAUGCAAUGCAAGUUUUUGCCUAUUCCAGAAUUCGCAUGACAAGUUCCAACUCUUCCAUACCCAGACAUUUUUGCAUUUGAUACCUGCGGGACGUGUAUUUCAAUCCAGAGCACAGCACGGUCGUGAAAGAUGGUAUUAAUGGGACAGCCGUCGACCAACUGUGGGGGAGUAUGAUCACGGAGUUGGAUCAGCAGGGAGACUGGGCCGCGAUUCCGAUCAGCUGGGUGAACAGCUCGCCGCGGAAGGUCCCGUGGGGCGAGAGCAAAACCACGGUUGAGGAAAGGUUAAAUAGGAUCUCGGAAGAGUUUUUGAAAAAAGAAUCCCGGGAGCGCUUCGCCGGGAAUGCAGAUCUGGAAAACGCCGAGUGCGUUUUGUGGUCCGACUUCUGCUAUGGAUUGCAAAAGUAUCGUACUCGUAAAUGCAAUACAAAUUUCCUCAGCAUGAGAAAUAAGAUCUGUCAUGCAGAUUUACAUUGAGAAAAAAAUUUGUAAUGCAGGACUGCAAUUACUACGAGUGCGAUACUUUUGCAGAGCAUAUCUGCGAAACGACAGUGUUGUUCAUCACCGACGCGGAUAACUACAAGAGCCAAAUGUGCCUCGAAAACAAGGACGAACAGGGUAACUGCCCAAGCGGCAAAGUUACGGUCUCGCCGGAGAGUUUUCGCGGGGAGGACGGGAGUUCGGCUGGGCAGAUGUUGCAGGAUUUCGGGAAGUUGUUUAAAAAGGACUGGGGCGUGCUGCUUCAAGCUUUUGUGAUGAUUGACGAAGACACUUACGACAUGGCGCAGGACGGGUCUGGCGCUUACCCGAAAGCCUGGGAGCCGACGCUGGACAUGGCAAAACAGCACGGGACGGGGGAGAUUACGCCCUUAUUCCUGGGUCAGCCGCAGCAGAUCACGCGGGAAAUUAGUCGGUAUUGGAACAGCAAGUCGUUGCAGGACGACUACAGUUCCUGGAACCAGGUGAUCUGGCACAUAUGGAUUGCAAAAAUGUCUGGGUCUGAAAGAUUCUAUACGUUUGUCAUGCAUGUCUGACAUGACUCGAGAAUCUGUGAUGCAUGGGCACGAAAGGCUCUCCUAUCUAUCAUGUAAAAACGUUGUUUCUCAUGCGGAAUACGCAACACAUAGCAGCUCACAAAUUUGUCAUGCCUGGCUGCGUAUUGCAGUCCGGCUAUUAUCCACUUUUAGCAUGACAAGUUUCCAGACCCAGACACUUUUGCACUUGAUAGCACAAGUUCAGCGACAAAAAGUUUCUCUGGGAUGGGGACUAUAACAAGACAGGAGUUGGUCUGGACGGUGAUAGUACAUCUUCAACACCAACAUCAACAACAAAUGACUUCCGCGGCAUCGACCGGUUAGUUGCCUGCAUGGCGUUGAUGCCAUCUCACGCGAAUCUCGGAGCCGAGGGGGACGAGGCGAGUGGGCAUUUAGAAUACUUGAAAUCCUUCGAAGUCACCGACUCGACUUAUUUCUCGUUUUUGAAAAGCCGGAUUGGGGUUCUCUGUAUCGACGCCAACGUUGUAUUAGGCGCGUUUCACAGUUUCCGGUCCUUUGUGGAUCUGCGCUGUAACACGAAAUUGACGGGAAUCCUGGGAGAGGAAAUUCAGAAGAAAAACAACGCAAAUCGGGUCGGGGAAGAGAGUUGUCCAUUACUGAAACACCGGGAGGAACGGUGCGCGGCGUUGGAACCCGGGAAUGGACUGUAUCAUCAUUACUUCAUGCAGAAGUACACCCAAGCUGGAGAUGACGUUUCCAACCCGACGGGCGCUCCGUGGAUCGCGAAUGCGUUGGAAAAGGAGGACCGAUAUCGCGCGGAGAAAUCCCCCCUCACCAUAUUGACAAGCUACGUUUUCGAAAGUUUGUGUUGCUGAUUUGUGACCGCAAAUCGUCUCUGUGUUGCAUGAAGGCAACUCCACAGACUCCGCCGCAUUCUACAGGUGGUUUGUCAUGUUGUUGCUCCUACAGCGUAGACGUCUGCCAUGCUAAGCGCCUAGGCCAAAGCCUGUCUACUCAGGCUUGCUAUGGGCCUGCAGUCCUCGCCAGCAAGACAAAUCUGAUCCGUGUACGCAAAUCCAGCAUCAGAAGCUUCGUUUUGAUAUGGGGAGGGGGGCUUUUCAUUCUGAUAGUCGACCGGUCUUGUUCCCGCAGUACGACUUAACGAACGGUCUGGAUUCUGACUUCUGGAAUAACGAUAACGGCAACGGUCCCGAUCUAACCGCGAUCGGCGGCGAUGAGGAUCUCUUCGGCGGGCCCUGUCCAGUCAUUCCUGUCAACAAAUUCGCGGCCCCGGAAGCGACUGCAGCCCCAUAUGCAAUUCAAAUAUGUCUGGGUCCUCUGGAAGAAUGCAACUUGUGAUGCUGCGUUUGGCUUCCUAAAAAAUCUGUAUUGCGUGAGCAGCAAAGGGAGUGUAAUUUUUGCUACGCGGAGAGGGCCGCGUUUCUCAUGCUGUAGAGGCGUUACAAAGUCCUUAAAAAAUCUGUGAUACUAGAAGGGCAUGCAUCACAGGCAUCAUGGCUCACGCAAUACGUGCAUGACAAGUCUCAGAACCUUCCAGACCCAGACAUAUUUGCAAUGGAUACGGGAGAUGACACCGAAAAGGAAAGCACCCCCGUGACGGAAAAGCCGGAGGGGGAGGCCGAUAACGCAGAGGAGGAAGCUGGAGAAGAACAAUUCCCCUUCUGGAUGCUUGCGCUGGCGGUUUUGCUUCUCUUGUUAGUCGCGGCAACUGUAGCGUAUUGCCUCAUGAAGUCUCCCGAGCCGGAAGCCGCAACGGCGGAAGAUAUGGAAUGCAAAUAUGUCUGGGUCUGGAAGAUUGCCAGGUUUGUCAUGCAUAUUCUGCAUGACCCAUGAAGCCUGUAAUGCAUGACUUAGCAUCACAGCUCUUUUGAGGGCUUUCUGAUGCCUAUUCUGCAUGAGAAAUGCCUUCUCCGCGUAGCACAAACUGGAGUCCUCUUGCUGGUCAUGCAAUACAAAUUUUUUCAGAAUCCAGAAACAGCAUCACAAGUUUAGAACCUUCCAGACCCAGACAUUUUUGCAUUUGAUAGAAGAAGUGGCACAGCAAAUUGCCAUCGAGGAGCCGCAGGGGCGAGAGCAAGUUAGUCGCAAAGCAGGCGUCGAUUCCGGCCACACGAUGCUAGGAAUAGCGCUAGUCCAACCCAUACACAAAACACCCGGAGCGCCAGUAGAGCACGCGGACGUGGUCGCAGGACGACAAGCAGUGGCGAAGAAGACGAAGAAGAAAGAAAAGAAGAAAAAACCCUCAGUAGUUGAGGAGACAAUCACCACCACUGGCGAAGUUGAAGAACCAGAUCUGGGCGAGGCAGAAGAUGCGACGGUGGAUCAGGUUGCCGGGCUGAGAAAGGCGAAGGCGAAAGGGAUGAAAACAAAACCGAAGGCGAAACCCAAGCCGAAGGCAACUACGAAAAAGCAAGCGCAGAAGCGAAUUUUGGAGGAGAAUCCUGAGGUUGAAAGGAUCGCGAGAAUAUCCUGUGCAAAAGUAUCGUACUCGUAGUAAUUGCGAUCAUGCAUUACAAAUCUUUUUCUUAAGGUACACCCGCAUUACAAAUUUUGUUUCUCAUGCUGAAAAAAUUUGGGUUGGAAGCGGAAUCACGUUUUCAAGUUGGAAUCACGUUUGUGGAAUCACGUUUAGAGCGGAAUCAAGUUGAUGGAAUCAGCCUAGCUAGGGCUUAGGGUCUAGGGUUUGGGGUUUCUGGUCGUCGGCCAGGGCAGCCGCCGCCGGCCGGCCGGCGGCGGCUGCCCUGGCCGGCGACUCUCCCUUCUCGUUCUUCGAGGGUGGCGGCCCCGCACCCUUCCCGCCUUCGUGGUUGUUCUGUCGCUUCCCUGGGGUCCUCCUGGCUCCCGCUGGCCAGCUCCUUGCCCGGCGGGGCGCGUCAUUGAUCUCGGCGGACCGCUGGGCCCGCCCGGCGUUCGUUUAAGUAUGUUGUGGGCAUUUCGGCGUCUAAGUUGUUUCACUCAACUCGAUUCGACAAACGCGACUCCGUCGCAAACGUGAUUCCGUUAACGUGACUCCAUGAGUAAAUGUGAUUCCAAAAAUGUCAAAACGUGAUACCGCCGCCUUCCAAAAAUUUGUCAUGCAUUUAUACGAGUAUGAUACUUUUGCAAUGCAUAGAGAAUGAUUGUCGACCACUUCUGCCCGCACUUGGAUAUGAAAUACGCCAGGAAACUUGCGGCUGCAGUGCUUGACCCUCCGGAGGAGGAGGAUGUGAAGAAAAAACAAGAAAAGAAAAAAGCGAAAAAAGGCGCAGCAGCAGCAGCAGGAGCCGCCAACAAGAAGCCCCCGCCGGCUCACAUCCUCCCGGUGCCCAAGGACGAGAAAGAUAAAAAAGCGCUCAUGGAGGGGAAGGAAAAUGGGUGGCCGGAUUACCAUAUCAACUGCAAAUAUGUAGUCUGGAUCUGGAAAGAACUUGUGAUGCUUGGCUGGGAAUACUGAAUGCUCUGUAAUGCACAGCCUUGUAUGAUGAGAGAGGUCUGCGCUGCUUAGUGUAGCGUUUUCCGCAUGACAAACUACGUUUUUGCAUGACAGGCAAGCGGCAGUCUUCCUGCACAUGCAUCACAGAUUUAAGAGUCAUGCUAGACAAGCAUGACAAACGUGCAUUCUCCCAGACCCAGACACAUUUGCGUUCCAUAUACCACAAAAAGGAGUUCAACGUCCCGAGGCUCCGGGAGCUACUCGGCUUGAGCCCGCAGCAAAUCGAGGCUUUUCAGCAAUUUCACGCCAUGAAAAUGCAGGAACACCACCGGGAAGUCGCCGGGGCUCCUGAGGUGGAUUUGAAAGCGCGUCGCAAUCAGCCGGCCGAAACAAUGGACCUAAAUUUGGCGGCGGGUGUGAUUGACAAAGUAGAACACGGCUUGGAGAAGAAAAGAGCCAAGGCGAAGGCCAAGGCGCUAGCGAAGGACAAGAAGAAACUGAAAGCGGAAAAGGCAAAAAAGAAAAAAGACCACGACGGAUCAGACGUGGAAGAAGCUUUCGUGACCAUCGGCGCUGCCGCGGCGAAAAAGUCGGCAAAAAGGAAAGAGGAGAAAAAGAAGCAGCAAAAGGCGAUCAAAGCGGCGAAACUCGGGAAAAAGCACAAAAAAGCGGAGAUGACGAAGGAAAUGUUCAAGUUGCGGCAAGUCAGGAAGCAGAAGAAAGAGAACCAGAAAUUAGUGGAGGUCCGGGUUUUAACCCAAGUGCAGCAGGAGAAGCCCGAGAAGAACGAAACUUACAAGAUGCUGGUGGAGGAGGGGUUUUCCAAAAAAGCGGCUUUGUCUCUCUCCAAACGACUCUCCGAUACGGACAAUGCGGACCUGGAUAAAAAAUUGAAACUGAAACUCGACCCGGUCGACAUGAAGGCGCUGGAUAACAUGGGGGGUUUCGAAACCGUCGCGCAAUUUCAGGGGUAUUUAGCCGCGAAAAAGAAGGCGAAGGAGAAAAAGUUGGAGAAGAAAAAAGAGGAUAAGCGCCUGGAGGAGAAAUUGCGCGCGCAGGGGAAAGAUGAGUUCACGAUCAAAAAGAUCAAACAAGAGGUGAAAAAGAAGGAAAAGGAGAAGGAAUUGAAAAAGGAUAUGAAAGUGCAAAACUCGUCCCCCUCGGUCUCAUUUCUCAUGCAGAAUACCAAAUCCACGCUUUCACUCCUGUCGCUAUCAUGCAUGACAAGUGAUUCUUUUGGUAGCCCACGUAGCACUACCAGCCUGUGGAGUUUUGUCAUGCAAAAACUGCAUUCCUGCUGACGCUUGUAUUGCUUCCCAUGCAAUACAAAUGAGGGUGAGGGGGAGUUGUGCAGUUUCAUAAAGGAGCAAGUCGCAGCCGAGAAAGUGGAUGAGGAAAAAUACAUUGCGGUUUUGGAAAAAUUAUGCACUGCAAAAAUCGUGCUGGGUCUGGAAGGUUGGAGCUUGUGAUGCUGUCUUCGGAUUCUAAAGAAAUCUGUAUUGCAUGACCAGCAAGAGGAGUCUAGUUUGUGCUACGCGGAGAGGGCAUUUCUCAUGCGGAAUAGGCAUCAGGAAGCCUGCUAAAAAUCUGUGAUGCUAGGUCAUGCAUUACAACAGACAUCAUGGGUCAUGCAAAAUAUGCAUGACAAACCUGGCAAAGUUCCAGACCCAGACAUAUUUGCAUUUGAUAAAAAUCCGGGUUCAAGCACUCCGAGGCGAAAAAGCUCGCGAAACAAUUGAAAGAACCAACACCAGCCGCGGAUAAAAUUGGCCACGAACAUGAGGAGAAAAUCGACAUUUCUGAGCAAGUCGAAAAAGCUUUACGCGGUUCCGGGAAAGCGGAUCAAGACUUGAUCAAGAAAGUGAAGGAGAAGGUAAAGAAAAAGGAGAAGGAAAAGGAGAAAGAACUGCUAAAAGAGGUCGUGGAAGAGUUCCAUGAUGAUCAAAAAUGCGAUAUCAUAAGUAAAAACGUCCCCACCCCAUAGUCAAGUUGGGAACUUAGCAACACAAACCCAGAAGCUUUGGGAGCAGCGCAUGACUAAUUCCAGUCCGUAGUGUAGUACAGUUUAGCAAGUGCAGCCGCAUCACAAAUCCAUCUGCUCAUCCCGUUUACAGCAUUACAAAUUCCAAAACGCGAUUGGAAAUUCCGUGUCUCAACAUGGAGAUGCGCAUUACAAAUCGUCCUGUAAUCGUGAAUCUGCAUGACAACUAUGGGUCGGGGACGUUUUUACACUGGAUAUGCGAAAAGAUGUUCCUCGAAGCCGGUUUCAGCAAGCACGACGCGCACAAGGCGGCGAAACAGUAUCGCGAGAAAAAAAUGUACACAGUUACACAUUGUCUUGCAGGCCAAGCAAGACAGACAAGCUCUGUCAUGCCCGAUGUGCAUAAGAGCCUCGUUUCAUAGGUGUUUUCCCUUAGGAUUUCUGCAUUACAGGUUUUCUCUCUCAUGCAGGGACAUUUGUGUUGCUGAAUUGCCUACAAAUGUGUAACUGUAACACUUUUUUCUCAGGAUAAACAGAUGAAAGAAGCCAGUAGCCACAUCCCCGGGGUAGAGGGGAAAGACCACGUAUGAAUUGCAAAAGUACCGUACUCGUAUAAAAAAUGCAUUACAAAUCGUCUCAGCAUGAGAAAUGAAAUUUGUGAUGCUGUUCUACCUUUAGGAAGAAGAUUUGCUAUGUAUGGUAGCAAUUAGUACGAGUAUCGGAUACUUUUGCAGAGCAUACCACGGCGCCAAACUCGAUCUGUCCGACCAGUUUGAGGAGGUUUUGAAGGCAACGAAAGAUCUGGAUGCCGGCUUUGUUGCGAAAGUGAAAAAAGAAAUCAAGAAACACGUGGAAGAGAAGGAGCAGAAAUUGCGGAAAGAAAUUGUCGCUGACUUCAAAAACGAAGAGAAAUGUGAAACGCUUCUCGUCGAAGCAGGUUUUUCAAAACACGACGCGUAUAAGCAGGCAAAACACGUGAAGGAAGAAGUUUCUAGCCAUUUGAACACAGCUUCUGGGGCGGCUGCGGGGGCAUCAAAGGCGUUUGAAAAACCCGAUUUGUCCGAAAAAAUCUUAACCACCGACUAUGACCUGCUCAAACGUUACAAUCUCAAACGUUACAAUAGAGUCUGAGAUUUGUCUUGCAUGAUUAACAUGACAGACUCGGACAGCGUUCCAAUUUUUGCAAUACAAUUUUCGCCAGAUUGUAGUGCGGAUUGGGACUCCAGAACUUGUCAUGCGCAAUCCUGUGGGAGUAGGGUAGAUCAUGCACUUCUUGCAACACAAAUUCCAGAUUCCAUUGUAGCGUUUGAGAUUGUAACACCUGAGCGGGUUAUACCGACCAAGACGUGGGGCACAUGACCACCUGGCAGAAGAAAAUCAAAAAGGAAGACGCGGUGGACGGAAAGUCGAUGAAAAUGUUGGAAAAUUUGAUGAAACUAGACGUGGAGAUAUGCAUUCCAAAUAUGUCUGCGUCUGGAAAAUUGGGACUUGUGAUGCUAGCUUUGGACUCUAAAAAAAUUUGUAUUGCAUGACCAGCAACAGGAGUCCAGUUUGUGCUACGCGGGGAUGGCAUUUGUCAUGCGGAAUAGAAGGCAUUGGGAAGCCCUGUAAAAAUCUGUGAUGCUAGGGCAUGCAUUACAGACAUCCUUGGUCAUGCCGAAUAUGCAUGACAAACGUGGCGAUCUUCCAGACCCAGACAUAUUUGCAGUUGAUAGGAGACUGUCGACGACGAUAUUACCCCGGACCUCGGCAAGGCGGAGAAGGCCUCUGUUGACAAGGGCUUUUCCCUCCAGCAGGUGCGGAACUUUGUGGAAAAGCAAGUGAAGGAGAAGGAAAAGGAAGAGAAGAAGCUCACCACCUUAGCCUGCGACAUGGGCAUAUGGCGCUCUCAAACGUUACAUUCUCAACUGUUACACGAAUUUGUGAUGCAAAAACGCCACCAGUGUCUACAUUAUCAAGCUGCUUCGCAUGACAAGUUCUUGACCCGCUAGAUAGCAUUAGAUAGAAUCUGCGCCAAACCUGUAAUGCAAAACACGCAAGUUCCCUCCUUUCACUUUUGCCAUUCUCGCAUCACAGAUUCAUGUAACAGUUGAGAAUGUAACAGUUGAGAGCGCCAUAGGGCAUGGCGGAAUCGGCUUUGCUCACUGCGGGCUUCACGAAGCAGGCGGCGCGGUAUGACAGUGCACAACCCCCCCUCCUCCUCAUUUGUCAUGCAAAAUACCCAUUCCACCCCUUGCCUCUUGGCACCGCUUGCAUGACAAGUUCUGGUAGCCCAAAUAGCAUUGCACUCCAGUGUAAACUUGUCAUGCAAAACGGGCACUCUUGCUGAUGCUUGUAUUGCCGUUCAUGCUGUGCAAAUGAGGGGGAGGGGGAGUUGUGCACUGUCAUACGCGGUCUAUUGCGAAAAAAGUCGGGGACGGAGAUACUGAAGCGAAUGCGCAAUUGUUCACGGAGCACGAAGUAUCCGCAGAUGACAAGGAAAUUUUGGAAAAGCUCGGGCUCUCCGCGGAGACAGAAACGGCUUCUGUCGGUCAAGUCCGCGCGUUUAUCGCGCAAAAGGUGGAGAGGAAGGAAAAGAAACAGAAGGACCGGGACACUUUCAUCGCCAGUGCGAAUACAGGAAAUGCACUAUCCUAUGUGAAAACACCCCCACCACAUGGUUGCGUUGCAAAUCUGCAUGCUGAAAGCGUUUUUUAUGCGGAGCCCGCCCAUGACGAGAAGCAUUUUCUAGUCGUGUUUCGGAAUUUGUGAUGCUCCAAUCGCCACGGUGUGCUAGAUCCGUGAUGCUGCUCAACUAGCUAAACACGAGCACACUACGAGGCAGACCUGUCAUGCGCAACGACCAAAGCUGGUUGAUUUGUCGAGCAGAUUUCCCAUCUACUUGACUCUGGGGUGGGGAUGUUUUUACACUGGAUAUGCCCCUUUGACGGAAAUUUUAACGAAAGACGAAGAAAUUCUAGACGCCGCUGAAGCGGAAACGGCGUUGGUGAUGUCCGGCUUCUCGCCCGCCGUUGCAAAAAAGAUGGCCCACAUCACGGCCAAACAGGACGAGGCGAUUAAAAAUCAGAAGGAGGACAUCGCGGAGCUAGUAUGCAUUGCAAAAGUAACGUACUAGCAUAAAUUGCAUUACAAAUUUUGGCAAGAAGAAAAGUGGAAUUUGUAAUGCUGUUUUACCUUAGGAGAGAGAUUUGUCAUGCAUAUUUGCAAUUAGUACGAGUGCGAUACUUUUGCACAGCAUAGCUAGCGGGCAAGGACGACGUUUUUCUCGCCGGCGGCGAGGCGGUGGACGUGAAACUGAUGUGUAACGAGAUCCAGGAAACGUUUAUAAACAUGGAUGACGAAGAUAAAGAGCUGGAUGACGACGACCGAGAAGAGUUCGGUCUCGCUACCGAGAAGGACUUCCGGCUAAUGGAAGCAUUCGGCCUAGAUGACGAAGCGGACAAAGCAGAAACGGCUGUGGCCAUGCUCGGAUUUGUGAAGAAAGCGGUCGCGGCGAAAAAGCACAAAGUUGAUUUGGACCUGUCCGAAGCGACGGUGGAUCAGAAAACCUCUUUAGGGCAGCAGGAGAUCAGCACAGGACUGCAGGUAUGCGUUGCAAAUAUGUCUGGGUCUGGAAACAUGUAAACUUGUGAUGCUAAAUCUGGAACGUGGAAAAAUUUGUGUUGCAGGAUUACCAAAAGUUGUCCACGUUUGACAACAAUAGGAAGUAGCAGUUUCUCAUGCAGGAGUUGCAUGAGAGAGAUGCCGCAGAAUCUGUCAUGCUAGGUCCUGUAUGACAAAGCUCGUGGGUCAUGGAAAACCCGCAUAACAGAUCUUGCUAUCUUCCAGCCCCAGACAUGUUUGCACUUCAUAGCAGGACAAGGGGAUAACCAAACCGAUCGCGGAUGAGCUUGCGAAGAUCAUGGAUGAGGCGACGGCCGCGCACAAAGAGCAAGCGGGUGGGCCUGGGGGUGAUGACGACGACGAUGAUUUAUUUGCCGCCCCGGCUAGUAUGCCUGACAUGAGCGAAAAAUUGGACGAAAUCCUGGAGAAAAAUAAGGGAAAAUUGCAAGCAAAAGAAGAAGAGGAACUGAUGGACAUUAAAGCGAACUUCGACUUUGCCGUUAUCUCCGACCCGGACGAUCCGGAAUUUGGCCUCGAAAUGCUGGUCGCGAUCGAGGAUUUUAUCAACGACUUGAAAAAAGAACUCCACGCGAAACAAGCCAAGGAACGGGCUUCGGAAAUUCAGAAAAAUCAGAAGGCGAUCGAAAAGGAUUUUGAAGAGGAAGAGGAGAAAAUCAUGAAGGCAGUCGAAGCCGAUAUGGAAAAUAAACGAGGGUCUGUCCUCCAAGGUGGAGGAUUCCAGCAGAAGAAACCGAAACCGAAGCCGGGCUUUUUCGCCAUGCUCUGUCCGUGCAUUUGCGGGGGCGGUGGGGCAGCAGAUGAGGACGAAGACGACUCCGCGGAGGGUUUGUUAGCCGGAACCAGUGGCGGGGUCGCAAUCUCCAUGUCCGAGAGCUCCUCUGACGAUGACGACGAUGAUGAUGAAACGACGACCGAGGCCGAAACCACAGGGGCGGAAGCUACCACUGGCGCCGAGGAGAGUGACGAAUCAUCGUCGAGCGAGGGGUCGACCGAAGGGGAGGAGACGGAGGUAGAGCAGCACCCGGGUGGAUAACGGCUCGAAACUGCUUAUCAAGUAGUUUUUCCCGCAAUAGCUUCUUAUCGCAGAAAGAGAAAGCACAAGUAGUCGUAGAGAUGAAGUCCGAAAAGCGGCUGUCUGUGCAUCUUCUAGGCAUUUCUCUAUGUAUGUACUUACAAUUUUAUUUCACGUAAACCAUCUAUGCGGUGGUAUUUUUUUGGCCAUGUUCUUACUUUUUUACUAGUAACACACAAUCUCAAUCUAUCAUGUUUCUGUUUUUACCGAGCCUUUGCUGGGCUCUCGUUUUCUUUUCAUUUUUAAACACUAUGCUUUUCUUGAGUCUUUUUUUUUUACUAUAACAUUUUAACACACUUUACAGGCACACGCCAAAAUCUAAAUCUAAAUCAAAAUCAGUACGACCCUUUGGUGGAAAAACAUCCGCACAACAUCGACAAUGGGCCCGUGCGUUUGUUGAUGCUCCCCUGCAUGGUAAAUAGCCCUCCCCCGCGCGAAGGUCUGUCUUUUUUCUUAAUUUUCAAAAUUUACAUUUGUCAAACAACAUAACACGAAAGUUCAGAAGCACGGACCCACAAGUCACGCAUUCAGUUUUUUAGCAUUUCAACGUAUCCUGUUAAGCAAACAACUUCAAACAUCUUUGUUUUUUUUAUGUAAUUUUAGCAAACAAAAAAGCACACUCAAAAUUCACAUUUCUUUUAAUCACAUUCACAGUAUGACUACCCUACCAAAGAAAACAAACUAGACAUUACGUUCGUACCCCGGGCGAAAAAGAUAAAAUCAGAAAUAAGUGCGUACCCCGCUCUUUGGCCUUGAUUUUUAUUUUAUUGCGG